Molecule: messenger RNA, 1460 nt
Organism: Cyprinus carpio (common carp)
Lineage: Eukaryota; Metazoa; Chordata; Actinopteri; Cypriniformes; Cyprinidae
Gene: endouc
Product: endonuclease, polyU-specific C
Molecular function (GO): RNA endonuclease activity
Source: RefSeq, a predicted model, not a curated record
AAAUUUGUAUUCUACCCAUUCUAUUUGUGGAUCGACACAGUGAAAGUAUUUGGGUGUAUUUAGGCAUGAGAGCAUCUCCAGGGGCCACUUAACUGGGCGAGCUCUUGUAAGACUUUCAACAAAAGAAGAAAACUGCACUCGCGUUCAUCUGUGCACGCGCAGCAAACCAAAACCAUGCGCAACGGGUAUGAUUUUAGAUGGAUCCUUAUCCUGUCAGCACUGUUUACUUUCAGUGAUGCAUCUAGUCAAACAGUGAACCAGGAGCUUUCAAAUGUUUUCAAUGAGCUCUGGAAGCUGGAUGUGAAUCGCCUGAAGCCUGGGACUCAUUACAAUAUCUCACUGCAGGGCAAAGCUGGUUACAUACCACAGGGAAGCACCAGUGCGGUAGACCACGCCUCAUCCCCACUGUUUACCAGCGUCGAUGAGGCCAAACUGAACUCCAUCACCACGUAUGCACGCUUCAUGAAGCUUUUAGACAACUAUGAGAGGUCUACUGGUGUGGCAGAGAGGGUGACUGCUGAUGAGGUGACUGAAAAUAACUCCUUUCUUGAUGCUGUCUUGGAGACAGCAGUCAUGAAGCGUGCACACCGGUACCUGAUUGGAAAGGGAAAAUCACGCUCUGAUCUGAGACAGUUUAAGAGUCAGUUGUACUACAUGUGGUUCCGCCUUUAUCAUAGAGACAGAAAUGGAGGGGAGGAUUCCAGUGGAUUUGAGCAUGUGUUUGUUGGGGAAACCAAGUUUGGCAGAGAAAUCAUGGGUCUUCACAACUGGGUCCAGUUUUACCUGCAAGAGAAGCAGGAGCUUCUUGAUUACAAGGGCUACAAAGCCAGGGACAAUGAUGCGCCUAAUGAUGACGACCAUGUCUUGAAUGUGCAGUUCAGCUGGCAUGGUUUGGUCAAACCAGUGGCCAGCGCAUUUGUUGGUGUGAGUCCUGAGUUUGAAAUGGCCAUCUUUACCAUCCUGUUCCUCACGUCCACUGAGAAGACCACCACAGCCGUGGUCAAUCUGGAUGAGUACCAGCUGGAGAUGGUGGUGCAUAGACACGGCCGCUCUAUUGGGACCGCUUAUCCCAAACUGCUGAGCAGCAACAACAGACACGUAUAAAUCCCACAUACUGUAUCACCCUGUCCGUAGCUUUCAAGCUUUUUUAAUUUGUAUUUUUUCUAACAUUUUUUAAAAAGAGUUUUUAAAUGCAUAUUGUACUUUUACAUAAGUAGACAUUUGUUUUGUAUUGAAGUCGAUGCUAGAUGCUUGUUUACAUCACUAAUAUGUUUAACAGACUACAGUAUGCUCAUUUACAAAAUUUUGUUUUCGCAGCAAAUAUUUUAUCUCCUCAGAAUUGCUUUCAUACAAUGCUAAUUUCUUAUAUCUUUUAUAUCUGUUUGCCUGUUUUGAUCAUCCUGUUGUUUACAUAGUUGGUAAUGGAAACUAGAGAUUUCACAUUAAAAAUAAUUUUUUGA